AAAAUCUGAAUCUGAAACAUCAAAAAGAUUGGUAACUGUAUAUAUGUGUUUUCUAGGGUGCGACAAGGUCGAGACGGAGGUGGCGCGGCAGCAGGCCCCGGGAUUCUGUCCUUACUGCGGCGGAAAGGUGCAAGCAUUCGACCUCAUUAGCCGCUGCCGAUUUUGUUUUCUUCCCAUUGGCUUCAGAUUCAAGCGCAAGUACUUCUGCUCCCUCUGCUCCAGACGCCUUGUCUUGUACCAUUUUUAGCUCGAAAUUGUUUGGGUUCUCUACAAUUUUGGAUACUGUAGUUUUAGUUUUAGAUAUACACGUUCUCUAUCUAUCUUUAUUUUAGUGUUUGAGUUUCUUGCGAAAUGAGUAAUUGUAUUUUGUUUGUA
Salvia hispanica is the source of this 375-nucleotide messenger RNA. The record is from RefSeq and is a predicted model, not a curated record. NCBI's taxonomy places the organism in Eukaryota, Viridiplantae, Streptophyta, Magnoliopsida, Lamiales, Lamiaceae.